AUGUGGGUUUUCGUCGCGAAUAUCACCGAUGAGCUCAUCCUGGGACUGGACAUACUACGCGCCUACGAUGCUUCAGUGGAUAUAGGGCGCCAAACUCUUCGUCUGGCGGAAGAAGAAGUAUCGCUAUGGAGUCCUGGGGCAGGACCCCGUCCUUCUAACUUAGUAGUGGCAAAAGACCAUGUGAUACCCGCACGGAGCGAGGGAAUAGUGAUGGCUAAAAUGAAGAAUCGUCUGGGAGUAGAGAACGGUUUAGUAGAACCAAGCCCCCAGGCCCACCCUCCUGAAGGAAUUUACGUGGCCAGGACCCUAGUUCAGGACUGUCAAGAAGUACCAGUGAGGGUCAUGAAUGUUACCCAAAAGGACCAAAAGCUCAGGAGAGGAUCUCCUCUGGCGCACUGUGAGCCAGUAACACUCGUGGCUUUGCCCGAGAUGGGGCAGCCACCAGCACCAGGUCUAACACCGAAAUUAGCGGACGUGACCACAGCGGCCAAGCCACACCUAAGCCCCGGAGAAUUUCAGGAGUUAGAGGAUCUCGUGUCCGAGUACGCCGAUAUCUUCGCACAAGACAACGAAGAUUAUGGAAGGACAAACAGGGUAUAUCACCGCAUAGACACGGGAGAAGCCCGGCCAAUUCGACAGCCACCGAGGAGACAACAUAUAACAAUGACAGUGGAAGACUACAUGAUGACACUUCAUCAGUAUGGCACAGUUCGUAUUGUUAUGCCUGGACAGCCUGGCAAGCUGUCCAAAUCAUGUGCACAAUAA
Messenger RNA from Cryptotermes secundus, 765 nucleotides. RefSeq lists its product as uncharacterized. Bases 1 to 765 code for a protein of 254 amino acids. The record is from RefSeq and is a predicted model, not a curated record. Lineage: Eukaryota; Metazoa; Arthropoda; Insecta; Blattodea; Kalotermitidae. The transcript has 2 exons.